AUGUCAGAAUUACCGUAUUUGGCAAUCGUUGGAGGUGGAAUUGCGGGACCUGCGCUGGCCCUCAGCCUCAAGAAACAUCACGGGAUUUCUUCUAUUGUAUAUGAGCUUCAGCCCAAGUACGACGUACGAGGAGUCAACAUAACUCUGGCACCUAACGCGUUGCGUGUUCUCCAGCAUGUUGGAGUCUACGACACGGUCCGCCCCCAGGGCUACAGAUACGAAAACAUUCAUAUGAGUAACGCCAGAUCUCAGGCCCUUGGAACAUUACGGCAGGGAAGCCCAAAACACUACAAUUUUUCCAGCCUCAGAAUCCACCGAGCUAUUGUCCAGAAAGCGCUCUUGGACGAAUUAAAAGUUCAAGGAAUUCCAGUUGUUUUUGGCAAGAAGCUGGUUCAACUACACGAGGAGAAAGAGUUUGUCGAGUUGGAGUUCGCUGAUGGAACUACCGCAAGGGCAUCUUUUGCCAUAGGAGCUGAUGGCGUGCAUUCAAGGGUUCGAGAUGCCAUCAUGGAAACUAAAACAAGCUAUAGUGGGUUCAUGGGCAUCAUUGGCAUGGGCGUCAAACGCGAAUCUCUUCACAAGUCAGCGAGCCAAGUCCCACUACCAAACUUUGUAUUCGGUAGCAGAGGUUUCGUUGCCAUCAUGCCAUCCAGUUACGAGGGGGAUAUGGUUGACUUCUUCUCGACUAUGCCCUAUCCUGCCCGAUCGAGGGAAGAAUGGAACGAGCUUGCCAACGACAAGACAAAAAUCCAAGAAAUCCUUCAACAGAGAUAUGGUAACGAGUGGCCCCAUUUUAUUUGCGACAUGACCAAGGAUUACGACAAAGAAGGUCUGAGCCUGCUGCCCUUUUUCGAAGUACCGCCCCUGGAGCGUUGGACAAGUAUCAAGCGAAGGGUAAUUUUAAUCGGUGAUUCUGCUCAUGCCUUCACACCUCAGGGCGGACAGGGUGCUGCCAUGGGACUUGAAGAUGCUGAGACACUCUCGCAUACUUUGUCUCACCCAGAUUUCAAAUCAGACUACGUGCGCCUGCUAACCGCCUGGGAGCGUCACCGGAUUGAGCGGCUGCGUCUCGUCAAGGAUUUCACCGACCUGAAUGGGCGGUUGAGAACUCCCGACACUGCCGUCAUUCAAUGGCUCAAGGAGUUACUUAUAUGGGGUCGCUUCAAGUGGACAGGUGAAUUGGGAAACUUGCAAUGGCUCCAUGGAUACAACGCUGAAGACAUUGUCCGCUUUUUCUAG
This is a messenger RNA of Trichoderma atroviride IMI 206040, 1239 nucleotides long. RefSeq lists its product as uncharacterized. The record is from RefSeq and is a predicted model, not a curated record. NCBI's taxonomy places the organism in Eukaryota, Fungi, Ascomycota, Sordariomycetes, Hypocreales, Hypocreaceae. Gene Ontology annotation, molecular function: monooxygenase activity; FAD binding.